GAGAGGGAAGAACGAAGGGUAACGAGCGAAACGGCGUGUCGGGCUCCAAAACUGCAGCGAAAAGGUUAAAUCUUAUCGCGUUGCUCCCAUUCGACCGGCACCCAUCCUGGAAAAACACUUUCUCCGUCGCGGCGCUACUUAAACAGGUAACUGCGGCGGGCGGCUCGCUUAGAGAGCUUGUCGUUGUCGCACGCGCAAUCCGUGUCCGCUGGGAGGCGGCACUCGGCGGCACUCGGUGCGUUCUUUAGAAACUCCCAAAGGGCAGGCCGACGGACACGCACGUAGCGUGCGGCAGGAUAAACAGGGCGACCGGGAGAACGACAAUGUGGCAGCUUCUGUCCACUCACGUGCUCUUCCAGACCUUCCAGAUGGCGCUGCCACCCAGCUUCGUGCAGGAGCUCCGCAGGCAGGCGGGGCCCUCGGCCGAGUACCCCGCGGACGCGGCGCCGUCGCUGCUCGAGGGGGAGGCGACGUACGACUUCGUGGUGGUGGGCGGGGGCUCCUCGGGGGCGGCGCUGGCGGCCCGCCUCGCCGCGCACCGCGCCGACUGGAAGGUGCUCGUCGUGGAGGCCGGCGACGACCCGCCCAUCGCGGCCGAGGUGCCCGGCCUGUGGUUCCGCCUGUGGCAGCAAGGCCUCAUCUGGUCGUACCGCUCCGAGACGCGCGAGGACGCAUUCCAGGGUCUCCGCGGCAAGGGAGCCACCAUGAUCCGGGGCCGCGCUCUGGGCGGCACCAGCACCAUCAACGGCCUGCCCUACCUGCGCGGCCACCCCAAGGACUACGACGGCUGGGGCAUCGACGGCUGGGGCUUCCAGGACGUGCUGCCCUUCUUCAAGCGGUCCGAGGACAUGCGCAUCCUGGAGAGCCUGCCGUCCGGCCUGCACGCCGAGGGCGGCGAGAUGACGAUCGAGGCCACCAAGGGCGACGCGGUGGACCCCCUGAAGGGCGUGAUCCGCGCCGCGGUGGGGGAGCUGGGCCUGGCGGAGGUGGCCGACCAGAGCGGGCCGGGCCCCGGCGUGGUGGGCUGGGGCGACGUGCCCCGCACGCAGCGGGACGGCCUGCGCUGCGGCGCGGCCAAGGCCUUCCUCAGCAAGGCGGCGCCGCACGGCUCGGCCGCCAACCUGCACGUGGCGCGGCGCACCGUCGCCACCAAGCUCCUCUUCGACGCCAAGAACCGCGUGCAGGCGGUGGAGGCCGUGGUGGGGGCGGAGCGCACGCCCGUCAAGGUGCGCGUCGCCAAAGAGGUGGUGCUGUGCGCCGGCGCCAUGGAGAGCCCCAAGCUGCUGCUGCUGUCGGGCGUAGGGCCGUGUGACGACCUGACCGCCCUGGGGCUGCCCGUGGUCCUGGACUCCCCCGUCGGCCGCGGCCUGCAGGACCACGCCAUGUUCCCCGGCAUCGUGUUCACGGUGCCGCCCGCGCCAGCGACCGCCGACCCGUUCACCGCCUUCCUCAAGGAUCGCUCCGGCCCGCUAGCCAGCAUCGGCCUCAUGGAGCUCAUGGGCUUCGCGCGCACCGAGUCCACGCGCGACUGGGACGUGCCCAGCGUGCAGUUCACCUACGUGCGCUACCCGAAGGGCAUGUACCAGAACGCCUUGUUCGCCGCCGAGGUCGAGGAGGCCUUCAAGAGCAUCAACGCCGAGUCCGACAUCAUGGUGGUCUCGCCGUUCCUGGUGCACCCGGCCAAGCCGGGACGGUUGUCUCUGCGUUCCGCGGAGCCCGCCGACCCCAUCAAGUUCGAGUCCGGGCUGCUGGCGGAGCAGCGCGACGUGGACAUCCUCGUGGAGAGCGCGCGCAUGGUGGAGCAGAUGGCGCAGACCAAGAGCUUCAAGGAGGCGGGGCUGGCGCUGCGGUACAUCCCCCUGCCGGGCGACGAGGCGCUGGGCGUGGCGCCGGGCUCCACGGCGUACUGGCAGCGCUGCGUGCGCCACCUGGCGGGCUCGGCCUUCCACCCCGUGGCCUCGUGCGCCCUGGGCGAGGUGGUGGACGCCAGGCUGCGGGUGCGCGGCCUGGCCGGCGUCAGGGUGGCGGACGCCUCGGUGCUGCCCGGGCCCGUCAGCGCCAACCCCAACGCCCCCGCCAUCAUGGUGGGCGAGCGCGCCGCCCAGUUCGUCAUCGAGGACCACGACAGUGUCACAAAGGCUGAUUAGGGGCUUCUGACGCGGAGCCCCGAGCCCCUGACUGAAUGCACUUGGCAGAAAACUUUGCCCGUUUGUUUUGCCGAGUAUUAUCCUGCCAUAUUAUUGUAAUCCCUGGUAAAAAUGAAGUGUCGAGGAAGUGUCCCUUUUUAAGUGCGCAUGGAGUGUUGAUGAAGUGUCAAUGAAGUGUUGGUGAAGCUUCCAAGAAGUGUAAAAUGGAACCGUGAAGUGUUCACUCUGAAGUGUCCUGAAAGAGUCGAAGAAAUGUUCACUAAGGCUGGGGUUAAGUGUCAGGGAAGUGGCCCCGAAGUGCUCAUAGGGUGUAGACGAAGUGUCCUCAAACGUAAUGUGAUCGUAGGUACCCUGUACGCUUCACGUAUGAGAUAGGCGGAAUUUGACAGUAUGUGGGUGAUCAAAUGACGCAACGCAGGAAAGGCGACCCUUGAGAGGACUUUGGGUCAGCCCGCGGACGACGCGGGUAGUUAGUAAUAUGCCGCGGACCGUUGUCACACCAUCCCGCUUGUGCAAAUGGUGACACCGGGGUAGCCGACCAACCGCUCAGUCUAGCGGAGUAAACCCCGCGAGCGGCCGUCCUAGCAGCGCUUGCAGCGCCAUCUCGUGAAAGCAGAACAACCACCAAUUGGAACCGAUCAGGCGUUGUCUGCCAACCGUUUCGCGUUGGCCCGACCCACGUCAUGACGAACUGCUAGCGCAGUGGUGAGCGCAGUUGCGCCGGUGACUCUGAAGCGCGGGUUCGGUACCCGUCCUAUUCCACUUAUUUUUCAGAGGUUUCGAGGUUCAAGUCGAUACGCAUGCCCGUUGCUCUGGUAGCAAGUUGUUUGGAACACCUCGUAAACAUGUCACUUUCUUUUCGAACUGGAAUGAAGUGAACACUUGAGCGACACUUUAAGGACACUUCAUGCCAACUUUGGUUGGCACUUCGGAGGACCUACGCUGACCCUUUGCUAACACUCACCCCUUCGACACUUCGUGAACAGUUCAUAAAGUGUUGGUGAAGAGCAGCCGAAGAGUCAGUGGUCGAAGUGUCUGGGAAGAGUCUGGCAAGGAUCCACAAAGGGGAUGUGAACACUUUAAAGUUCCAUUUUGCACUUUAUCCCACUUCGUCAACACUUCGUUCCAACACUUCAUUUUUAUCAGGGAUGUACGUUCAUGGUUUUUGUUUCGAUUUGUACUGAUACUUCUUUUCGUGGGAAAGCGUGAAUCAAUGGAAGAUUCAUCCCCACCGACGCUGUCGAAAAAGCGCGAAGGGUUUGCUCUGCGCGAGACGAACUGACGACUAAUUUGAGUCUGACGAAUAAAGACAUUUGCAUAAGUA
This is a messenger RNA of Thrips palmi, 3471 nucleotides long. RefSeq names its product glucose dehydrogenase [FAD, quinone]-like. The transcript is spliced from 4 exons. The record is from RefSeq and is a predicted model, not a curated record. Bases 324 to 2147 code for a protein of 607 amino acids. Gene Ontology annotation, molecular function: flavin adenine dinucleotide binding; ecdysone oxidase activity. NCBI's taxonomy places the organism in Eukaryota, Metazoa, Arthropoda, Insecta, Thysanoptera, Thripidae.